UUCAACAUAAUUUAGUUCACUGACGUACAUCGGGAGAGUAGUACAUGGCUCUCUGAUAGAAGUGAAUAAAGUUGCCAUAUUUUCAAUGUCAGAUCCUGUUUUUACAUCAAAAGUGGAGUAUUUUAUCCCCUCCAACGAGUGAGACAACAUGAAGCUAGCAGUGGUCCUGCUGGCCCUCGUCCUGGGGCUGGCUACCACCUUUGCUGCAGAGGAGUCCUGUGUGGGUCACUGUGGCUCCUUCAACCCUCAGAAGAAAUGUCAGUGUGACUCUAUGUGUGUGUACUACGGCAGCUGCUGUGGAGACUUCAACAAUGUCUGCCCAAAGAAAAAUUCACGCGGUGAUACCUUUGAGGACCUUAACGAUCCAGCAACGACUCUCGUCAGCCUAGUGGACGCCGCUACGACUUUUGCACCAGUUUCCAACACAAUCUCUGUCCCAACCGUCACGGCCACAACUCCCCCACCCACUACCACCCGUGCCCCCACUCUGCCCCCAGACCCCGCCGCUGCCCCCUGCAGUGGACGGCCUUUCGAUGCUUUCCUGCAGCUGAAGAAUGGCUCUAUCUAUGCAUUCAGAGGUCACUAUUUCUUUGAGCUGGAUGAGAAGGCUGUCCUCCCUGGUUAUCCCAAACGCAUAGAGGAUGUAUGGGGAAUCUCCGGCCCCAUUGACGCCGCUUUCACGCGUAUCAACUGCCAGGGCAAAACCUACAUCUUCAAGGGGAAUCAGUACUGGAGGUUUGACGGCGACGACCUGGAUGAUGAUUACCCUCGGGACAUUUCAGUGGGCUUUGAGAAGAUUCCAGACAAUGUUGAUGCGGCGUUUGCCAUACCAGCACCAAGUCAUAACCAGAAAGAGAAGGUGUAUUUUUUCAAAGGGGACCAGUAUUACCAUUAUGAAUUCAAGCACCAGCCUUCCCAUGACGAGUGUGUGCACAUGACCAAGUCUUCUCCUUCUGUGCUGUUCACCCAGUAUACAGACCUCUACUGUGACUCAACAUGGGAGGGCCUCUUCACAGCGCUCUUUGGUGGCUCCUUCCAAGGCCACCACAAGGGCCCACAUUUCAUCCGUAGGGACUGGAUCGGCAUCAGGCCUCCUAUAGACGCAGCUAUGGUGGGCCGCAUCUACCUCAACCCCCAGGCUCCGACCUCUCUGCCCAUAGCACCACCGCCGAGGAGGAGACGGGUGAAUCGGAAGAGGAGGCCCAACAGGAGGCAAAGGUCGAGGGACUCUUUCUUCUUAAGCGACUUAUGGAGUUUCGAUGACAUGUACACAGACUAUGGCGACUACAGCGACGACAUCCUCGAUGACACCACCACGCAACAACUCAAGGGCUUGCCUGUCCAGAAUGUCUUUUUCUUCAAGAAAGAUAAAUACUACCGGGUAGAUCUGCAGACCAAACGUGUGGACUUUGCCAGCCCUCCUUACCCACGAUCUAUUGCAAAAUACUGGCUGGGCUGCAGACGCGAAGAGUCACCUGAUGAGUCUCGUGCAGAAAAAAGAUAGGCAUGCAUACGGACCGAGUUUGUGGCUCAAGAAAGGACAAGAAAAGAAGGAUUUUCUGGACGAGUUGAUUAUUCUAAAGCUGAACAUCCCACGAGUAGUCCUGAGGAGCGUUUGUCUUCCAGUAGGCAGCACAUAACUUAAUUAGAAAUGCAUUUACCUCAGUUAUUGUUGUUGUCCCACCAUUCUUUAAGAUAAGCCAAAUACAAUACUCUCCACUGUUUAUUCAGAAAAAUAAAUUGCUAUUCUCGUGAAAAAUAAAGUCAAAGGAUGUCA
Molecule: messenger RNA, 1777 nt
Organism: Lampris incognitus (smalleye Pacific opah)
Lineage: Eukaryota; Metazoa; Chordata; Actinopteri; Lampriformes; Lampridae
Gene: vtnb
Product: vitronectin b
Exons: 8
Coding region: 149-1504 (451 amino acids)
Biological process (GO): cell adhesion mediated by integrin; immune response; cell-matrix adhesion
Molecular function (GO): polysaccharide binding; extracellular matrix binding; scavenger receptor activity
Source: RefSeq, a predicted model, not a curated record